This is a messenger RNA of Phaedon cochleariae (mustard beetle), 1222 nucleotides long. The record is from the annotation of a GenBank genome assembly. NCBI's taxonomy places the organism in Eukaryota, Metazoa, Arthropoda, Insecta, Coleoptera, Chrysomelidae.
CGUCUCCAUUCUCCAGCUGCAGCGUUCGUCCAGCCAUCGAUCGCAGUCGGCCAUGGUCACCGCCGUCGUCGUCGUUCUAUGCCUGUGCGUUUUCGCGGCCGCUGGCCAUGGACAGCCCUACGAGGGCGACCUCGGAAGGGCCGACAAGGCCUUCUACGACGAGGUCAGGCAGCUGCUGAGCCUCGACCGGGGGCUGGCGCAGGAUGCACCGAUACGAGAACAACCGAGAGCAGCUGAUACAGCUCCAGCUGACACAGCUGCAGCAGACAAGCCUGACGUACCCAAAGCUGUGAAAAAUUGGCCUCAAGAAGCCUUGAAUUUGGGUCAGGUUUCAGGAGUAUCAGUCAACUCUGCCUUACAACCUGUCAUCUUCCAUCGAGCUGAAAGAGUAUGGGAUGAGUAUACAUUCAAUGAAACACACCAUUACCAGCAGAGUCAUUUGGGACCAAUCAGAGAGCACACCGUUCUCACGUUAGACCCACAGAGAGGAAAAGUGCUUGGCAAAUGGGGAGCAGACCUCUUCUAUUUGCCUCAUGGUUUGACUGUUGAUAGACACGACAAUUUGUGGGUUACCGAUGUAGCACUACAUCAAGCCUUCAAGUUCAAACCAGGAGAGUUACAGCCAACCUUGACUUUCGGUCAUAGGUUUGAUCCAGGAUCAGACACCAAACACCUUUGUAAACCCACAUCGGUUGCUGUAGCAACAACCGGAGAAAUUUUCAUAGCUGAUGGAUAUUGCAACAGCAGGAUCCUGAAAUUCAAUGCCGCUGGAGGAUUGCUGAGAGUGAUUCCAAGCCCCUCAGAGUUUCUGUCAUUGCAAGUCCCUCAUGGUCUUGCAUUGAUCGAGUCCAUAGACAGGCUGUGCGUAGCUGAUAGAGAAAACAGGAGGGUCACGUGUCCCAGGGCUGGGCUGUACAGUAUACAGGGCAAGAAGGAACCUGCCCUUACGAUCCAGCAACCUGAUAUGGGCAGAGUUUUUGGAGUUGCCGCAAGAGGCAACCUAGUGUACGCCGUGAACGGCCCUACGUCGGCCCUUUUGCCCGUCCAGGGCCUCACCAUAGACCCACAAACGGAGUCGGUCAUCGAUCACUGGGCGCCCGAAGAGGGUUUCGGAAAUCCCCAUGCAAUUGCCGUUUGUCCCAAUGGUUCAGCCCUUUAUGUGGCCGAAAUAGGACCCAACAGAAUAUGGAAGUUUGAGUUGGUACCACCGAAGAAAAAGUAA